This is a messenger RNA of Dentiscutata heterogama, 139 nucleotides long. Lineage: Eukaryota; Fungi; Glomeromycota; Glomeromycetes; Diversisporales; Gigasporaceae. The record is from the annotation of a GenBank genome assembly.
AUGAACAGAAAACCUAUACUUAGUGUUAUGCUUAAUGUCAAAUUCCAUAUAUUUGAUAUUACAAAAUCUAUCUGUUUAACUAAUUUAAAAAAAUUAAAGUGUCAUAUAGGUACUCAACCAAGACCAUAUACAAAUGCAA